Molecule: messenger RNA, 4222 nt
Organism: Acanthoscelides obtectus
Lineage: Eukaryota; Metazoa; Arthropoda; Insecta; Coleoptera; Chrysomelidae
Source: the annotation of a GenBank genome assembly
CACAAAUCUAUGAUAAAUGAAUAUUUCACACUCGCUAAAUAUAGUAUUUUUCACGAGUAUCCAUUACGGUAGAAUGACAGCUGAUUUUUCAGUGUUAUUUCAAAAAUCCCCAUAUCGACAAAUGACACAUCAUCCGACGGAUCCGUCUAGGCCAGGUGUAAGUUAGCUUCCCUAUUCCGACUGAUCGACCUGCUAGGCUGGGCUCACGGUCCUGGAACUUUGAUCACGGCCCGUCUUAACCAGGACGAGGAACAGUUCCUGGUCAAUCCGUACGGUGUACUAUUCCACGAGGUCACAGCUAGCGGUUUGGUGAAAGUGGACGCUAGAGGGCAGGUUAUUGAGCAGGGCACCACCAAUUUUCCGGUGAACGUGUCGGCGUUUUCUUUGCACUCGGCCGUCCACUGUGCCCGUCCGGAUAUCCGGUGCGUCAUCCAUGUCCGAACGCCGGCUGUUGUUGCCGUCUCGGCGCUCAAACAAGGACUGAUUCCGCUCAGCCAAGAAGCCGUCGUUAUUGGUGACGUGAGCACUCACACCUACCUCGGCGGUCCCCUGGACUCCGAAGAGCGCGACAAGCUCGCCCGCAACUUGGGUCCUAACAACAAAGUACUACUUUUGACCAACCAAGGAGCACUUUGCUGUGGCGCUACCGUCGAGGAAGCAUUCUUCAAUGCUAGGAAUGCAGUUUUAGCAUCGGAGACACAGCUCAAAUUGUUGCCUAUCGGAUUGGACAACGUUGUGGUAAUAGAUGAUGAAAUCAGGAAAAAGAUGUACGAGCAGGCGCAUAACCCGCCAGAAAGCACACCUAGACCGGAUCAGCCGUCGAUCCUGGAGAGCAAAGUGGAACGCAAAUGGCGCGUCGGAGGCGUAGAGUUCGAAUCCCUGAUGCGAAUGUUGGACAACGCCGGCUUCCGCACCGGUUACAUCUACAGACAGCCGUUGAUAAAGCACGACCCGCCUAAGCCGAAGAACGACGUAGAAGUACCCCCGGCAGUUUCCUCACUCGGAUAUCUGUUGGAGGAGGAAGAGUUGUAUAGGCAAGGAUUGUGGAGAAAGUUAGAAGGAGGCAGAAAAGGUCACGAUCGUAGCAGAUGGCUCAACUCACCAAAUACGUAUCAGAAAGUUGAGAUUCUUGAGACUGGUACACCGGAUCCGAAGAAAAUCACAAAGUGGGUUGCCGAGGGAUCUCCCAGCCAUUCUAGUACCCCAGUAAAAAUUGAGUCCGCCCUACAAUUCGUUCCUAAAGGCACCAAUCCCAGGGAGUUCAAAGCGAAACAACAACAGAUUAAAGACUACCGAAGAGCGGACAAAAUAAGCGCCGGUCCCCAAUCGCACAUCUUGGAAGGCGUAACGUGGGAGGAAGCAAGGAAGAUGCAGGACGCUGCGGCUUCGCAAACGGGUGACCACGUGGUGUUGAUGGGUGCAGCUUCGAAAGGAAUCAUCCAACGUGGGCACCAACACAACGCAGCCGUUUAUAAGGCCCCUUAUGCCAAAAAUCCAUUCGAUUGCAUCACCGAUGAGGAGUUGGACGAAUACAAAAAGGUGGUGGAGAAGAAGACGAGAGGAGAAUACGAUACCGAUUAUAGCGAAUCAGAAGGCUUAUCUUCAGCUGCCAUCAGUAAACGAAUUGAUGGAUUACACAUUAGGUCACCAACUUCAGUAACUAGUGAAACUGAAGAAGAAAGUAGGGAUGAACCACAAAUUCUCCGAAUAGAAACAAAAACUGCCCCAAGACCAAGCCAGCCUGAAGUAGUUCUUAGUGAUGUUGAAGCUUCACCAGUAGAAAACUUCCUUAAGGCUGAACGUGUAUCGAUGAAUAGCUACAGAAGUGAAAAUACUGUUAAUGGAGACCACUCCGAUGCCCAUAUUAGCACACUAUCCCAGAGUAGUAAAGAGGAUCACUCUGUCUCUGAAGGAUCUCCAAAGAAGGAUAAGAAGAAGAAGAAAGGGUUAAGGACACCGUCGUUCCUUAAGAAGAAGAAAGAGAAGAAAAUACGGGAAGCAUAAGUACUGCCUCAAUCACACGAAAACCAAUAUAAGCUAAAAAAAAAUCCGCCUGUUUGAGACUGCCAGCGACUCGUUUUAGUUUAGCAAAUUCAUUGGGCGCAUCGGCUACGAUUUUGCACUAAUGUGACAGUGGACUCAAUGGUCUAAUAAACAUAGAGUAUAUUUUAGCUUUAUUUGUACAGAGAUAAGAAGAUUUUAUUAUUAUGAUUUAAUUCUUGAAAGUGUGAGACAUAGUGGUGAAUUAACAAUAUAUUAUCGACAAAUACAAAAUAAACAAUUCAAAUUGUUGAAAAUCUAUAUUUAAUUUUUUAUCCAUAAAAUCACAUUUAGACUGACAUCACUUCCGUAAGUUUGUAUUUUGAAUUGUUUAUUUGGUGCAAUGAAAUGCUAUGUUAUUUAUGUAAAUUUUUUAAGCUAUUGCUUUACAUUUGCGGUUAAUUAUUUGAAUGUGCAAAUACAAAAGUUUUUAAUCUACCCUGUAAGGCCAUCUUUUUAUUUUUAGUAUUAAUUUUUCGAUCAUGGGGGUGGGAGCACAUAAACACAUCUCUAUCAUUUUUUACAUUUAAACAUAUAGAUAUUUGAUAGUUUGCACAAAUUUAUUCUUUUUAUAAAUAUGUUUUCUUAAUAUUUAAGAAAUAAACAGCUUUUUUCUGCUAUGUAGUUGUAGUUUUUUCUUUAUUUUUUCAGAGUCGAUACAUGAAUGGGAUCGAUAUAGUUACAUAAACGCUAUUUACUACUUUCUGACCAAAAUGUCCGUAAACUGUUGCAAUUAAAAGAUAGAGAAUAGAACUUCCAAAGCUUACGGAACACAGCGAGGACUCGGUGGUAUAGUUCACGAUAAACUUAUAGUGGCUGUUUACAUUUUUAUCGACGAUCGUUAAAAAAUCGGCUUCUCUUGCGCAUCGUCCGGACGCACCAGGUAGCUUAUGUAGGUGCGGGGCGCGGGAAGGAGGGGAGUUAGCGGCUUCGAGUCGUUUAGUUAUAGCACAGUCAAAUUAUGUGAAAUUGUUGCUAUGCCCGUAACAAUACGAUAUACUUUAGAUUCGCUACAUUAAACUCAAUUAUAUGGAACUAUUGGUGCUUCUUACGUACUUACUAUACAGAUUAACCAGCUUGUAUCAUUAUUUAAGCAUGUAUCAUAUAAUACACAUACUAUACGCGUGUUAGUACCAGAAAGAAGCAGAAAAAUGUAAACAGAGACUAUAAGUUUGUCGUGAACUAUAUCACCCAGCUCUUCAUCAGUUCCUCAUUCGUCUCAAGCCAGCCAUACACAUUAGGAUCCACUUAAUUUGCUUGCCUGAACGGUUCAACCGUACCGGUAAAUAGGAGCGGCUAUGUGGCAUUACAAAGCAGAUUUGCAUUCCUGUAUAGGUUACCAAAAAGACCCGAAUCGCCUAAGAAUCUGGAUGGGCCUGGAUUUGCAUGAUUUUGUGUACAAUUUUGGAGAUUUUCAGGAUUUGCCUAUUGAGAAAAUUUGCUACUGCUCGCUCUACAAACAGUUUUUUGAGCCACUUCUGCAAAAAGUUUGGGGGGCAGAUACACUUUCACAAAAUCUGUCCUUUGCUUAUGAUCCACCUCCAUUUGAUAAAACUUCAUGCAGGCCCCCAUGCGAAUUUUUAACAUUCUUAAUUACUUCCCUUGGAUAUUAACCUGUGAAGUUUAGAUUAGUGCACUCAAAAUGAGCAUGUAUGCGCUCAACCUGUCACUUGUUACAGAAGGCAGUUGUCCGAUGACUUUGCUCCAAUGUACAAUUUAAUCGACAGUUUGCCCAGAUUUAUCCAUUGAUAUAGAAUCUCGAUAUAAAAAAAAGAAAAAACACCGAUGUUUUUUUGAGUCUUAUCUUAAUGAAAAACAAAUUAUCAUAAUUAUUUUUUUAUACCGAGCAGCCGCGCAGUCAGAAGCCUAAAUACCAGGGCACCGCGGCUGCUAUGACGACAUUGCAUUUGAAUUGUUUGAGGUUAGUAGAACUGGGAAAAGCCUCGUUAGGUAGAUUGUUCCACAAUUUCGAUAUCCUAGGGACAAAGGAGUGGUGGUAUCGGCCCGUUCUGGAGGUACGAAGUCAACACGGUUAGGAUGGGAGGCCAAAGUCAGGCGGGGUCAGUCUGGCAUAUAUAUAUAUAUAUAUAUAUAUAUAUAUAUAUAUAUAUAUAUAUAUAUAUAUACAAAGAGAAUAUGAUCAUGCGGAGAAAGGUAUAUAACAACAAGUAGGAAAAUAAUG